Molecule: messenger RNA, 3386 nt
Organism: Cladophialophora immunda
Lineage: Eukaryota; Fungi; Ascomycota; Eurotiomycetes; Chaetothyriales; Herpotrichiellaceae
Exons: 5
Coding region: 885-2522 (545 amino acids)
Biological process (GO): regulation of DNA-templated transcription
Molecular function (GO): DNA-binding transcription factor activity, RNA polymerase II-specific; zinc ion binding
Source: RefSeq, a predicted model, not a curated record
GACGCCUCCCGCUAUUCUUGGAACAAGAGGCAGACUCAGGGCCUUUGGUAUACCAGAUGCUUCCACGUCCUCUACCAGAACACGAACUUCUGGGCCACAGUAUAUCGCUAUUCCCCUGCAGGGCGGCCGUCGUUGGUGGUGUAGAACCCGGCAGAUUGUUCCAUGACUCCUGCGCAAGGCUGACUCGCUCCUGUGAAAGCCCCUGGGAGAUCUCGCUUCCACCCCCAGUUCAUCAACCUUUCCUUUUCUCCGCUAGUCGCCCUGGUAUCUCUGUCCAAAUCCUGGGAGUCGGUCACAGAUGGGAGUCAGAGAGGCUCUAACGUUGCCAAGCUCCGGGAUAAACCCUCCGCGAUGGUCAGCGCGUUUGGCCAGAAGAGGUUUGGUCACUCAAGUUGGCCAGGAGCAUCCCCCUCCUUCUCUGACUGUUGGUUGCCCGAUUUCCUGACCUCAGCUGUUCAGGACUGAUGCCUUUCCUCUGGCCAGGGACCUUUGGACAACCUUUGUUUGUGUCUUGCCGCGUUCUUCAUGGAGGCUCUGCAUCUAACUCUCAUGUGGCCUUGUUUCGUAUUCCGCCGACCGCCGACUUGAGGGAAAAUCCCGAGCAGGCCCUGGUUACAAGAGCGUCGAGCGCUCGGCUACAUCGUUGGCCGGGUACAAGGUUUUGGGGCCGCUUGAACUCCCAGGAGACUUUCGAGGAGCAGAAUUAUGACCCUUGGGGGAGAACGGCCGUCCGUCGAUGCUCCCCCAUAAGCAAUUCGCCUGGCCACGAGACGCAUCCAAAUAUUUUACUUGCUACGAACUGGUGCCUGUCACUCUGUUACUGGCCUUACAUUUGCUCCACAAGUUUUCCCUACCUCUAGUGCUCCUUAUGCCUAUUGGAUGCUAUGGGCAACACUGGUAGAUCAAGUACAGGUUGUGCUCGCUGCAAGCAGCGGAAGGUCAAGUGUGAUGAAGGAAGACCGGGAUGCAGGAAAUGCGCCCUGUUGCGUAAGCCGUGCCCCGGAUACCCAUACCAAGUCCAACUCCAGUUUCGAGCACCGCCAAAGGGCGAACCUUCGACAAGCCCAGGAGAUCAGCCAGCCGGUCCAUCUAUAUUCCCGAUCCGCCCUACUGUCGCUAGAGAAACCCCAUUCCCUUUGGUCACUCCUGAGGUCAAGAUCGAGGAUGAUACAAGCAAAUCAGCUUUGCAGAAAUUGCCGCCAACCCAACGCUCGAUCUCUCCUCCUUUGCGCUACGACAUCCAACAUCAGUCGUUGUGCUUUUUCCUCAAUUUGUUCUGUUUCCAGGCGGGCCGCCUUUAUUCGUUUCCAGUCCUCGAUUUUUUGCCGGGAAUGCUCCAGAGUGCUGAUCCGCGCUCCUGCAUUCACAAGGCUGCAAUGGCAGUAUCCCGAAUGACUCUGGCCGAUAGAUACAGUGGAAAGGAUGUGAGGCUACAGACUGGUCGAGAAUACGGUCAUGCACUGAGUUUGACCAACGCGACUAUCCGCGACACAGCUGCGAGCAUUCAAGAUGAGACCGUGCUUUCUGUCUGGCUCCUUGGACUCUACGAGAUGAUUAGCGUCGUAUUGAUGCACGGGCGAAAAACGCCGGAAUCGCGAUCGCUAGAGGAAGAAUGGCAAUCACAUCUACUGCAUGUCAGGGGUGCCAUGAACUUGUUGCGUCUCCGAGGAAUGUCACAAUUCACAACGGCACGUGGAGAGAAAAUCUUCCGGCUUUUCAAAGCCGCAAUUCAAAUGAGACUCUUCAUAUUGAACUCCGUUACUUCCAAGGACUUCGACAACCUUGAGAUCGACGUCUACCAAGACGAGCAUGAGUUCGUACCCUCUCAGACCGCGAACAAGGCUACUGCAUACUUCCACCGCGUUGCACGACUUCUGGAGAAAAUCAAGCAUUUUCUCGGCCGAAGUGCUGCUCAGCUAGCCCUUUCCAACGCCACCGCCGAUGUGUUCUUGAAAUAUGGCGAAACCUUGGAUGAAAGCAUGUCCGACUGGAGCAAAGACGAACCUGGCUGGGAUAUGAUGAGGGUACGUGCCUCGACAGCCGGCACUAUGUGGGCCCUCUACCCAUCUCAUGCCCUCCACCAUUUCUACAGCUUCUGGGUUUUCUUAUACUGGCUGCGAUUCCUGACAGCCCGGUAUAAGCUGUACGAGGCUCUAAUUGAACUCCUGAAGCUCCGCCUCAAGUCCCUUCCCAACGAUCCUCAGACCUCCUCCGCAGCCAGCAACCUUCAGAUUUCCAAAUAUCGAGCGAUCAUUCAAAUGACCGCAUCGGAGCUCAUUGGUCUGACGGCAUACGCCUUGGGUGAUGUGACUCCUACCGGGGACUUCCAUUCAUCCGUAUCCGGCCAUCACCCGAGAAAGGGUUUCCAGGAAAUCAACGUUGUUGCGGCGAUGCAGCUGGUCCUUCCGCUCAAGAUGUUGCAACGAUCAGAACAUCUCACUGCCACCCAAAAGGGAGCAGUUGACCUUGCUAUUUCUCAUAUCGGCGAUGGCUUCCGGCGGCAGCCGUUGAUGUUAAUUUGACCUAGAAGAACAUUCCAUGACCAGAGGGUCGCGAAUCUGACCGUCACCGAAAUUUUUGUGUUUGUGUUCUUCUGCUUGGUACGCAUUGGGACAACAGGCUGUUCUUGUCAUUAGGAUUGGCAUCAUUGAAUGGACCAGCUGAGGCGCUAAUUUAUCGCGUUCUGCGGCCUUGGAGACCAGUUGAAAGCCCGCUUGAGCAAAUCAACAACGCUUCAGCGGCCGCAAACGAAGAAAAAGAUCUUUCCUCCUGCGAAACUAGCUUUGCCGCUCUUACCAGCCCCGCCUUCUGGGCGUCUAUGAGAUGCUAAUUGACCCAUAGAGACUUGAAUGGUUAUCCCUGCCGAUAUUCAUCAGUGGUCAGUCAUUCUCAGCAGCCAAUGUGUAGCCACGUCGCGGCAUCUGGGUCCGAGAUUGUUUUCAAGUUUGCCUGAGUAAACGAGGUGGCUCAAUCUUGGUUGCCGCUUUCGGUGAACUAUGCAUUUACCUGGGAUCAUCGAUGUCUGAAUCUGCAACAUGAGUCUGGUGAAGGAUGAUGUCGUUCAGUGCAAUGCUUGGAACUUCUGACAGUGGACGAACACUGAACCUGGAAGUUGUGAAGGUAUACAAAGGAAGAAACCAAAGUUGGCAUUUGAGAUGCCGACUGGGGCAGGCUCAAUACACUUGUAGCACUCUCGCAUAUCAUGAGCAAAUCAGCAAAAGGAACGCUGAGUUUAUGCCUGACGGAAGUAGAAUUGGACCAGGACGUUGUGUGGACCCUUCACGGGUCCAAAUCUCAGUCCACAUAAGAUCAGUACUCGCGCAGGCACGUAAGGCUCUGCUUGACAAGGCUGUAUAACUCAAGUUAUGAUUGGCCGAACGCCAGCC